AUGUUCAUCGAUAGUAUUGCAACAGCCAACACAAUACCCAAAUCAUAUAUUGUCGAGUAUGCUCAACAAGAGGACAUUCAAGCCAUCAUUCAUCAAGACUUGGCACAAUACCAAGAUCUUUACAACAUUCAUCAUACAUAUGCCUCUCCCAUUUUUCAUGGCAUGUCCUUUUCCUUGAAAGAAGCACCACAAGAAAGUACUAUGCAACCUGUAGCCUAUUCAUCCGUUUCUAAUCAUCCGGUAUUUCAUCAUCUUUCAAAUAAUCCAGCCAUCAAAAAUAUAUAUCCAAUCUAUGAAGUACCUAGACCGCAGUGGAUGCCGAAUUCAAAAUCAUUUGACUACACAUUUCCUUAUUCGAACAGUGAUGCUCAAAUUUACGAUAUACAUAAAGAACUGGGUGUGACAGGAAAUGAUAUUCUUAUCGGUGUAUUGGAUUCAGGCGUUGAUUAUACUCAUCCAGCAUUAGGUGGUGGAUUCGGCCCAGGAUUUAAAGUGAAAUAUGGAAAAAAUCUUGUCUCCUCAACCAAUGACAAGUCAAAUGGUAUCAAAUCAUUGGGAGAAGAUGAUCCAUUUGAUCCUUGUACACAUAAUGAUGCCGGUCAUGGCACGCAUGUUUCUGGUAUCAUUGCUGGUUACGAUAAAGAAAAGAACUUUACCGGAAUAGCGCCUAACGUGACUUUAGGAGUCUGGAGAAUAUUUGGUUGUGAAGGCGGAGCAAGCGAAGAUACCGUCAUUAAGGCUAUGGAAAUGGCAUAUGAAGCAGGUAUUGAAAAUGGUUGGCCAGAAAAUGCUAUGGCUGCUGUGGCCGAAAACCUUUCAAAAAAAGGCGUUAUUGUUGUUGGAGUGGUAGGUAAUCAAGGGACAAACGGGAUAUACUCUCAAAAUGCUCCAGCUACAGGACGAAGUGUCGUAUCAGCUGCAUCUGUAGAUAACUCAUUUUAUCCUACCAGGGUUAUGGACAUCAGCAUUGUAGAAGAUGAAUACUUUCCUUAUAUGCUGUCAUCAAACACAGUAUCAUUUCCCAACGGUACUUUAUCUUCAGCUUUGGUCAACAACACAUUUUCUUAUGGAUGUAAGAACGAUACCACCUUCACCAUCGAAAAUGCUAAAGAUCGUAUCCUCUUGAUGAGACGUGGUGUAUGUACAUUUGACGAAAAAUUGGUACUUGCCAAAGAAUUGGGUGCCACGGGUGUUUUAUUUUUCGACGCUGAAGCAACCACCAACAAUCUCGUUGUAGCCAAAACAAAGAACGGUACUCUUCCUUGUGCUGGUGUUGAAAAACAAGUAGCAGAUAAAGUAUUGGAACAUCUCCAGCUUUUUCAAAAUACGAGCAACAAUAGUGGGAUUCAGAUCAGUUUUCCAGCCGGUAAAAAAAUCGUGUUCCCGGAUACGGCUGGUAGGAUAUCUGAUUUUUCUAGCACGGGUCCUUCGUAUGAAUUAGAUUUGAAACCUACAAUGGCUGGCAUUGGAGGCGAUGUAUAUUCUACUUUGCCACUUCAUGUUGAUGAAGGAUGGGGCGUGCGUUCAGGGACUUCCAUGGCGUCACCACAUAUAGCAGGCUGUGCAGCAUUGUUGAUUGAUUAUUACUCAAAACAGAACAUAAACGUCACAUUACCUUUUAUUAUCGAACAUCUGCAGAACCAUGCAAAGUUGAUCAAUUCUAAAUGGGGCGUGCCUGAGCAUCCACUAGUUCAAGGUGCUGGACUGAUACAACCUUAUGACACAAUAAAAAGUUUAAUUCACGUCUCUCCUUCUCAAAUCAGUUUUAACGACACUUCAUCAAACACCGAAUACAAAUCUUACACGCUGCAAAUCCAAAACCUUCAAUCCGUACCUCUUUCUGUAUCGAUUGAAAACAUUCAGACAAAUUCCAUUGAAUCGUAUGCUAACGCCACUUCGUUUACCAUCACGGAGCCCGCCAUUACCAACGGAACUAUUAAGGUUGAUUUGGAGUUUUCGUCGCCAAGCAUUUUACUUUUACCUCCAUUUACAACCACUCUUGUUCAAGUGGAAGUGGUUUUACCCAACCCAGACGAACUCUUUUAUCACUAUCAGAUGUACGGUGGAUUCAUAUCGAUUAAAAAUACAGAAACGCAACAAUCGUUAGCAACUGUGCCUUACUUUGGUGUUCUAGGAAGUAUGAUGGAUAUCCCCGUCUUUGAUGCAGGAUUUCCUUAUCUGGCUUCCAUCAACGACACGGCGUACAAACCCUCACGUCAGAUCAGUUACCGAUACGAUAUGAGUCGAAAGCCCAAGGCUAACAAGCCAGCCAUUGUGUUUCGAUUGCUGACGGGCUCGGCCAACAUGGAAAUUAAAGUGUACGAUGAAAAUCAUGGUUACUUGGGUAUCAUCAGUGGCGGACCCUGGAACUAUCAUCAGCGUAAUUCGUUGGGGGAGGAGAAUUUUCAUAGUAGUAUCGCAUGGAGUGGAAGAAUCAUCCCAUUGAAAAACGAACAGGAUGUUUAUAACUACGAAGAUCCUAUUUACGGAAGUUCCGUACAGGUAGAAGAUGGGACCUAUUAUCUUUCUUUAAGAGCUUUAAAACAUUUUGGAAAUCCCAAAAAUGAUAGCGAUUGGGAAGAAUGGAAAUCGGGACCGAUCAUUGUCCAAAGUUAA
This is a messenger RNA of Mucor mucedo, 2616 nucleotides long. RefSeq names its product peptidase S8/S53 domain-containing protein. NCBI's taxonomy places the organism in Eukaryota, Fungi, Mucoromycota, Mucoromycetes, Mucorales, Mucoraceae. The transcript is spliced from 8 exons. Gene Ontology annotation, biological process: proteolysis. The record is from RefSeq and is a predicted model, not a curated record. Gene Ontology annotation, molecular function: serine-type endopeptidase activity. Bases 1 to 2616 code for a protein of 871 amino acids.